AUGGAGGGAAAUCCAGAGAAGGUGAUUAGAAUCCUUCGGAUUACGGAAGCUAACCAGAGUCUGAUCUUAAGUAGUGUAUUCCCAUGGAGUGAGGAGACCAGCACUGGCAGAGAGGUCUCAUGCAAGGGUGCAGGAGGCAAGUUCAGUAUUCCCCUCCACAAAGUUUGGCUGGAUUGUGGAUACAUCACUGGAGAGGUGACGGUGGGAGUGAAGGAGACACUGUGUUGUUUUUCUGGAGUGAGCAGCCAAGUCCACCCUGCUGCUAUCCUCCGACCACCCGGCCAAGGCGACGAGGUUGGCUACGGGCGGAUCUUCCGGCAGCUGCCCCUUCGCCGGUGUCGCCGCCUCCAGCAGCAAACCCCGGCCUCCCGACGCAGCCUGGACGCCACCCCGCCGCCUCACCGACGCAGCCUGGCCGCCACCCCGCCGCCUCCCCGACGCAGCCUGGCCGCCACCCCGCCGCCUCACCGACGCUGCCCGGCCGCCACCCCGCUGGCCGCCGCCCCCAGCCGCCCGUAUGCCAGCCGCCCGUAUGCCGCCCCCCGCUGCCCGGCCGCCCUCACGGCGCCCCACCCCACGGCACUCUCCAGCUGGCCCUUGCCACUGGCCAGCAGUCUCUCCCAGUCGCGGACGCUCCUCCACGUAACUUCUGCCGGCCCCUCCAGUUUCCUGCUGUUACCUGGAGCCCUCCCACUGGCCUCGUCCCGCCUCCGUCUACAGCUCUUCAUUGGGGAUUACCUACGGUCCAUCGCCCAGGAUUAACACUGUCAUCCGUGGAUUACUUACAGUGCGGUGCCAAGGAUAACGUACAGUUCGUUCAGUGGUGAGUGCAGUGCCAACGAUAACAUACAGUUCGUUCAGUGGUGAGUGAAGUGACAUUGCCCCAAUUCGGCAUCUCUCACCGCUGUGGCACCCGGUCACACCGGCGCCUCACGCCUUCACUCCUCACCGCUGUGGCUCCCGGACUUUCCGGCGCCUGUAGUGUACUUUACACAGUCACGUGGUGGUCCACUCAGCACAAUGCCUGAUGACGUCGACUCCGUAGCCUCCAUCUCAGCAGAAGACAGUACCAAGCAACUUGUUGGGCUCGUCUCACAGCUUAUACUUGAAGUGAGCGAUCUUCGGAGAGAGGUCAGAGAACGCUCAUACUCACGUUCGCGUUCUUCCUCCAGACACCACUUCCGGCGCC
Molecule: messenger RNA, 1189 nt
Organism: Scylla paramamosain (green mud crab)
Lineage: Eukaryota; Metazoa; Arthropoda; Malacostraca; Decapoda; Portunidae
Exons: 2
Coding region: 1-762 (253 amino acids)
Source: RefSeq, a predicted model, not a curated record